ACGAGCUCAUGAAUGGUGACCAGAAGCAGAUCAGAACAGUGCUGGCUGGGGCGAUUGACCGCGAUUUGUGCCCUGUGUAAAGUUGGUGUUGGGCGCUAGAGGAGGCAGUCGGCACACUCGGUGACAGUUUCACCAUGUCGCCCUGAGCAGGAAUCCGAUCAUAGGCCAGGACGAACGGCCGAUGGCCGAAAACAAGCACCAAAACAUGUCGAAAAGAAUCACCAGCACCAGGUGUCCGCACGUGCACUCGCUGGCCGACGUAGGUCCCGAGGACAUCGCCAGAAUCAAAGAGAAUGACCCUCGGUGUGAGGAAUGCAAGUCCAAGGGGCCCAACAUGUGGGUGUGCCUUCACCAGGACUGCCUCAAAGUGGGCUGCGGGGAGGCUUACAAGGACCACAGCACCAUCCACAAUAAGGAAUUCACCGACCACAGCCUACAGUUAAAUCUAUCCACGUUACGGGUGUGGUGCUACAAAUGUGAAAAUGAGGUUCUCCUCAUCCAUAACAUUCCUCCAGUCGGCAAAUUUUCCAAAAACGUGGUGCAACCGCCCCCUGAGAAAACUGCUGAGUCUGAAAGCAGCGACAGUGAUGGGAGCGAAGACUCUACUUUGAGACCAAGAGGGCUGACCGGCCUGCAGAACAUUGGCAACACUUGUUACAUGAAUUCAGCGCUUCAGGCGUUGUCCAACACUCCGCCUUUGACUCGGUUCUUCUUAGAGUGUGGGAGUUCCAUCGUGAAGAACGAGCGGAAGCCGAAUUUGGCUAGAAGCUACCUGAGACUGAUGGAGGACAUGUGGAAUCCAAAACGACUGGGAUACGUCACCCCGUCCAAUAUUCUUUACGGAAUCAGAAACGUACACCCUAUUUUCCGAGGCUACCAACAGCAUGACACACAAGAGUUCCUACGUUGUUUUAUGGACCAACUUCACGAGGAACUGAAGGAGCCAAUCAUGGAAUUGGAGAAUGGGAUUGCUGUCCCAGCCAUGCAAGUGUCUCGUGAUAAUCUUGUUUCAGACGAUCAGUUCGCUGGACGUUUGACUCCAAGUGAUGAUGAUGAAGACGAGGAGGAUGGAGACCGACCUUCAAGCCAGUCAGAAGGCGAAUACGAGACUUGUGAUUCUGGAGUGAGCGAGCGAAGUUCUCUCAGCGUCAGUGAUGACGGCGACCGGAGACGCACACUAUCCAGAAGGCUAUCCCGCUCUCCGUCACCUAGUCAAGACCAACAAGUCAGGAACAAAGCUGGAGCCAGGAUUGCAAUGAACGGAUUGAAUGGUCCCAGAGCUUCUUCGCCGAGCAAGCCGUUCCGCAAGAAGCACUCGUUGAAACACAAAAGCAUCAUAUCUGAUAUAUUUGAUGGCAAACUUUUGAGUUCUGUUCAGUGCUUGACAUGUGAUAGGGUUUCGUCCCGAGUAGAAACCUUCCAAGACCUUUCGCUACCCAUUCCAAGCAGGGACCACCUGCACAUGCUGCACCAAGGUUCUCAAAAGCCAGGUGGCAGCAUGGCCGCCUGUUCCGACGCCUACGGGGCCGAGCCCGGCUGGAUUGGGUGGAUGUGGGAGUGGCUGCGCAGCUGGUUUUGGGGCCCUACGGUCAGUCUGCAUGACUGCCUCGCCGCCUUUUUCAGCGCGGACGAACUGAAGGGCGACAACAUGUACAGCUGUGAGAGGUGCAGCAAGCUUCGCAACGGAAUGAAAUACUCAAAAGUGUUGGAGUUGCCUGAAGUUCUGUGCAUCCACCUGAAGCGUUUCCGUCACGAACUCAUGUUCAGUUCAAAAAUCGGGUGCUACGUCUCUUUUCCUCUGGAAGGACUUGACAUGAGGCCCUACCUACACAAAGAUUGUUCAUCCGAGGUUACCAAUUACGAUUUGAUGUCUGUGAUCUGCCACAUUGGGACAGCAGGAGGAGGGCACUACAUUUGUUACUCGUACAAUGUCAACAGUCAACAGUGGUACGAAUUUGACGACCAUCGGGUGAGCGAGGUUUCUCCCAACACGGUGCAAAAUUGCGAAGGAUACGUUCUCUUCUACAGAAAAUCCUCGGAAAAAAUGAGCCAGUUGCGCCAACGGACGCUGGAGUUGAUCCAAAGGUCGCGGCCGGAGCCUAGUCUGAUGCAGUUUUACGUGUCGAAACAGUGGCUUAGCAAGUUCAACACGUUUGCCGAGCCUGGUCCGAUCGACAACUCGGAUUUCUUGUGUGUACAUGGCGCUGUGCACCCGCAAAAGGUGUCGCAAGUCAGGGAUCUGUGUGCUGUGCUCAGCCAGAGCGUCUGGGAGUAUCUCUACGACAAGUUCAGUGGUGGUCCGCCCUGCAACAGGCUUUUCGAGUGCACCAUUUGCAAGCAGGAGCAAGAGUCACUUCACUGCAGACUGAGGCAAGAGCUGGAAUCGUUCCUAAGUCUAAACUCGCACGAUGCCACAAGUCACGCCAUGUCGAUGAGUUGGUUCCGUCAGUGGCAGGCGUUUGUGCAGAGAAGGAGUCCAGACCCACCUGGACCCAUUGACAAUACACCGAUUCUGACUACCAAAAAUGGAGUGUUGACUGUUCGAGCAGGUUCUGACUAUGCACAAUUCCCGGCAGAGGUGUGGAAAUUCUUCCACUCGCUGUACGGCGGCGGUCCGGAGUUGGUGCUGCGGCAGCAGUCCUCAUCCCCGAGCACGCCUUCGCCACCGAGCAUGGCCUCGAGCUCAAAGCAGCACAGUCUGGAGAGUCUGAGCAUCUCGAAAAACAGCGUCAAGGCUCGGAAGCAUGCCAAGGUGCGUGCUAGCGAGGACGAGACGCCUUCGUCGCCACCGUCCUCGCUGCCGACGCCCUCGACGCCGGUCAGAGGCUGCAGAGCGGACAGCAGCAGCGGCAGCUGCAGCGACGAAGAAGAGGCCCCUGCCGCCGCCGGCCUUAUGACCUGACCCCAGGCUAAUUGUUGGGCAGAAUAAUACCAAAGGCAUUGUGAGAGCCAGUAUAGUGUGUUCCUCAAAUUUUACGUGUAAAUCAUCACAGCGCUAGAUUCUUAAUUUAUUCUGCUUUCAACUGGUGGGCUACUCCGUUGGUUUCAAUUUUAAACGUUGUGCUCUAUUGUUGUUCUAUCAAAUUUUAACCAUUUUAACUCUGCAUUCCUGAAUAAUGUCUCUGCAAACUCAUUCCGCGUGACCUUCUUUUUACAGCGUGUCUGUGCGAUUACGCACUUUCAUUGUGAUUGAGCUCACAAUCUUGUACACCUGUACUUUCCAAUAAAACGCAACCAAACGCAAUCAGAUUGAUCAGUUUAA
Cloeon dipterum is the source of this 3262-nucleotide messenger RNA. RefSeq names its product Ubiquitin specific protease 20/33 (gene Usp20-33). NCBI's taxonomy places the organism in Eukaryota, Metazoa, Arthropoda, Insecta, Ephemeroptera, Baetidae. The transcript is spliced from 15 exons. Gene Ontology annotation, biological process: protein deubiquitination. Bases 182 to 2902 code for a protein of 906 amino acids. Gene Ontology annotation, molecular function: cysteine-type deubiquitinase activity; zinc ion binding. Gene Ontology annotation, cellular component: cytoplasm. The record is from RefSeq and is a predicted model, not a curated record.